UCUCGAGAGAAAUUCUUUCAACAAUGAUUAACGACGAGGAGGAAGAAUGUUCUUAUUCAUCAUCAGACGAAUCAUCACAAAUUGUUUCCUUAGAAAAUCGGUUACAAUUAGAAUCUGAAUGGUUUCAGAAAGCCAGGGCUUCGUCUACUAUUGAACAGCUCCGUUAUUUGCUAGCUGAUUGUUGUCGUCGUUUAAAUGCCCAACACAAAUGUUCAGACCCAACAUUAGCUUCAGAACCUCGAGCAAAACCUUCAACUGAACGUUUUCAAUUGUCUUCAAAAGUUGUUCCUCCACAAGAAAGCAAUUUAACUGCUUUGGUUAUUCUAGCUGGAGAUAGUGUUGUACAAGCUGAGGUCUCUCUAAAGUAUGCAAAAAGUGCUUCUGGAUUUUAUCGAGCAACCGCCCAGCCAGAUGUCCAUUGGAAAAUUCAACAACUUCAAGAUGCUGCCAAUACAAUUGUGAGGGCUUUGGGCUCAUUAUAUCGAGGACAACGUUUAUAUGCAGAAGCAAUACAGAAAGGAGCAGAUACCAGCCAACUUUUACUUCAAAUUUUCCAGUCUGUUAAAAAUGAUAUUAAACUUUCCCGGUCUUCUUUGACAACCCCAAAAAAGAAAUCCUUAACGGAGCUUUGUAAUUUCCAUCCAAUAAAAUCAUUCGUGCCUCCUUUGCCUCACGAUAUUCUUCUUUCAUUUUACUUGUCUUCUGCUAAAUUAAUCUGUGCUGCUUAUCAGGUUGCACAAAAAGAAGGGACGCAAACUGUCACGGUUUUUCAAGCAGAAUGUCAAAUGCCCAAAAUUGUAGAAUUAAUUCAACAAUUAAAUGUUGCCUUUGCUGUUGUACACGAUUUUUUGGCUAAUUUUAAUCUUUUAAUUGAUGCAAAGAAAUGA
Messenger RNA from Meloidogyne enterolobii, 887 nucleotides. The record is from the annotation of a GenBank genome assembly. Lineage: Eukaryota; Metazoa; Nematoda; Chromadorea; Rhabditida; Meloidogynidae.